Molecule: messenger RNA, 2574 nt
Organism: Punctularia strigosozonata HHB-11173 SS5
Lineage: Eukaryota; Fungi; Basidiomycota; Agaricomycetes; Corticiales; Punctulariaceae
Product: Extradiol ring-cleavage dioxygenase class III enzyme subunit B
Exons: 7
Coding region: 1523-2515 (330 amino acids)
Molecular function (GO): oxidoreductase activity, acting on single donors with incorporation of molecular oxygen; zinc ion binding; ferrous iron binding
Source: RefSeq, a predicted model, not a curated record
AACGCAGCCAUGGCAGACGCACCAAAAUGCCCAGUAGACCACGGAUCGCUGCCGCAGCCGGUGAACAGCGCAGAAUGUCCAGUAGAUCAUAGCGCUCGAUCAUCGUGGACCUCCUUCUUCUCCUUUAACAAACCGUCGUCCUCUAAACCAGCACCGGCACCGGAGCCGGGCCCGUCUUCGCUCUCCAAUUCUCGAGAGGUGUCCUCCAUCCCGAAUGCGAAGGGCGAGAACUGGGUGUACCCCUCUGAAGCGCAGUUUUUUGCGGCGAUGGCAAGGAAGAACCACAACCCGCACGAAUCUGAUAUGCGCACCAUCGUGCCGAUACACAACGCCGUCAACGAACGCGCGUGGCAGGAGAUACUGAAGUGGGAGCAGGGAAAGGGCGGGGAGGCCUGUGGCGGGAUCAAACUGGUCAGUUUCAAGGGACGGCCUGGCGACCUCAGCCCCAAGGCUCGGUGGAAAUCCAUCCUCGGCUAUACGAAACCAUUCGACCGCCACGACUGGCUUGUGGAUCGGUGCGGCGUCCGAACGCGAUAUAUCAUCGACUUCUACACCGGUCGGUCCCUCGGCCCUGCUCAGGCCCCGUCGUUCUAUCUAGACGUUCGCCCCGCUCUCGAUAACUGGGAAGGCGUGAAGAUGCGCAUAGGUGCCGCUUUGGAGAGCUGGUUCGGUCCAACUUUACAGACCCCGUCGUCUCCGCCUCGACAGACCAGACCUUCCUCGUAUAGACGAAAUGCCUCCGAUGCAGUAGACAGAACCAACGGACUUCGCCUGGUCCUUCCAAGUUUCUGCACAACAACGCCCGCGAUCGACGAUCGGAGGGUAACGUCAACCCCGGAGCCUUUGCUGGACGCCGGACGACAAUCUGAAGCGAGCCCUUGAGCCGCGGCUACUCUGUAGCGCGCGCUGGCAACGGCUUUAACGUGUCGUUUGCUCAACCGACGGCGGCCGAUCUCGCAGAGCUCCCGCAAUUGUUCUUGCAAUUUCCCAGAUCGGUGGUCCGCUCAUCGCGGCGGCGGCGUUGGCGCCUUUUCGUCCAUGUCUCAGUACGUAUACGAUCGACUUUAUGGUCGACCGACGAACGGUUCGUGUCUUUUGGGUUCGUGUCUUUUGGGUUCGUGUCUUUUGGGUUCGUGUCUCCGGCUUCUCAGACUCAUGCCAAGCUUUAUGGGGUUGCGAUGGUAUAUCCGCCGCACAUUCUGACGGUUGCUUUCGGGCGCGACUCGGGGACUCAACGCUAGUCCCCGUGCUUCUUUGAAGAAUACAGCAGAGAGGCCCUCAUCCUUCCUUUGACGGAUCGAGUCGAAGUUUGCCGCUCGUUCCCUGUCGAGCGGGAGUUUAAACGGUUCAGCUGCUCACCUGCGUCAGCGGAAUCUGGCUUCCACCGUCGCCCUUUUCCAAGAACAUAAAUAACCGUCUCUUGCAUCGGGUGCCGCUAUCUACGCACCUCACCUGUCGUAGACUGAACGCGUCUCGAUUGUAGUGCCAGCCAUCAAAAUUUCUAUCACAACCUGUAACCCCAAUGACCAUCCCCAUCUCCAUCACCUCAGGAUUUCCUACCACGCAGGCUGAGUGGCAAGCCGCGCUUGAUGCGCUCCCCGCCAACCCGCACAAGAUCCCCGCCUUCUUCUUCGCCCACGGCUCGCCCUUGCUUGCCGUGCAGCUCGACCAGUCCCAGUUCGCGGAUCGCGGCGGCAGUGAUUCCGCGAUCGAGGAGGUGGGGCCCUCGGGCCCCCUUGCAAAGUUCCUGCGGGACUUCGGCUCCACGCUGCUAAGCAAGUAUAACCCCAAGGCGAUCGUCGUGUUCAGCGCGCACUGGGAGACGGCAGGCGAGCGCGUGGUGACUGACUAUGGGGACGAAAACCCGUUGCUGUACGACUUUGACGGUUUUCAUCCGGAGCUCUUCGAGCUUCAGUUCAAGUCCCGCGGUGACGCCGCCCUCGCACAGCGCAUCGUCGAGCUGUAUAAGGAGGGCAGUCAACUGGCGCGCAAGACAACCAAGAAGGAGCCCCGUGGUCACGACGGUCGCGGCUUUAUGGGCCCUGGCCUCGACCAUGGAGUCUUCAUUCCCUUUCGAAUCAUGUUUGGUGAUGCGCUUCCGGACGACCUGCCUAUCGUUGAGGUCUCUAUCGACGCGAGCCUCUCUCCGGAGAAGAACUGGGCCGUCGGCAAGGCGAUACGCCAGCUCAGGGAGGAGGGCGUGCUCAUCCUCUCCGGCGGUCUGACAGUGCACAAUCUGCAAGAUAUCGACUGCUUCUCGCCCAGCACGGCGUCCUCGGCCGUCAAGGCCUUCAACAACACCGUCACUGUCGCAAUGGCCACCCCCAACCCUACAGAGCGCAAGCGGGCGCUGCUCGACCUGCCAAAGCACCCAGGCUUCCGCGCGACCCACCCGCGCGAGGAGCACUUCGUCCCUCUGUACGUCGCCGCCGGCGCGGGCGACGAGGAUGGCCGCGAGGAGGCGCGAGUCCUUUCCGCGAUCUACGGCGCGCAUACGGUUGCGUUCGGCGUCUGAGAUCCGAGCCCGCCACUCCUAUCGCGUUGGUUAUCGCCUGCCAGAACCUGCUCCGUCGG